CCUCAGGGAAGCUCCUCCCCCAAAGGUGCACACCCUCACCUGUUCGCUCUUGCGCGUUUGAUGCGCAACUUUGCAUGUCGUCCAUACAUCUUCUUUUGUUUUGUACCGAUGCUGUCCUUCUGUAAUGCACCAUGCAAACAUGUCUGCCAUUAAAAUGGAGGGACUUCGGGCGACAGCAGGAAAUACUUUUCUCACCAACCUUGAUAACUUCUGCGUAAAUUUGGUGUCUACCUGUUUGUCCAUCGAGGUGUUGGACGAACUGUGCGUCUCCACCGGUCUUGGCUGUCUGUCCGCGCUGCUGUUACUGCUGUCGUGCUUGCUGUAAGUAUUCUUUGAUAAAACAGAUCAUUUUUAAACUAUAAAGCUUGUAUCAAUCGAUCCUCUCCACUGUUUAGGCUCGUGUAUCAGAGAUGCAGAUAUCGAAGAGAAACUCCAGGAGAAACUUUAACAUCCAUUUACAGCUUCUUCGGCAACCUUUGCGGCACAGUGGGAGCCAUUCUGUCCAGUCAGCUUUACAUAGUGGUAAAAUACACUAUAUAUUUUUGGAUGUUUGUAUCAGUCAUCAAUCAUAUUUGUAUCAAGUCAGUCUGAACUUGUAUCUGCUGUCCUGUUCGUAGAUUUUCCUGGGUGCUUUUGCUGCAGCGUUAGACAUUGUUCAUGCCGUUUCAUGCUGCUGCCAUUUAGCUCUGUGCUGGAACUCACAGCCAGGUAAUCUUAACAAAAUGCCCUUUCUCAUAACGUAAACCCUUAUUAACCUUAGAAAAUUAUAGUUUUACAAUGUUCAAAAAAAGUGAAGAGGGGUUGCACAGGUGUUUUUAUAUCUGCACCCAAGUCUCCAGAUAACCAAAUUCAUAGAUUUAUAUGCCACCACAGCAAAUAUCUCCUUUUGUGUUUGUGUCCUUCUAUCUCAGAAAGGAGGCGGAGGAUGAUAAGGAGCAGGAGGAGGCAGCACCUCCUUGCCAUAUGCAUGCUAUCAGUGUUUGGAGGAGGAAUUUUGAAGCCUUGGGUCACACACCGUUCAACAGAAACAACUCUGAGUGGGAGGAAACUGCUGCAUGUCAUCCCUGAAGUAAGCUGUACAUGUGAUGAAGUUGUCUAAUAGUGACAGAGUUUUAAACUUGAGUUUGUACACACUGAACAAUAUUGACAUUUUUAUGAAUGUGUCCACUCACUGCUUUCGUGUUAAUGUGUUUGAGGUACACUGCAUUUUAAGUGUCCAGUGUUCAGUUCGAUUUUAUUCAACUUUUCAAACUAGUCAGCUCAGAGAAACACUUUUAUUGUAUUUCUAAUUUUAACUUGCUCAAAUUGUUCUUCAUUUUCAGGACAAUACUGAAAUCCUAGGUUACAUGAUUGGCUUGCUCUCUCUUGUCAUCUCCUGUACCUCCAGAUUACCUCCACUCAACAGAGCAGUGAGUAACGAUAUGACUUAAACCUUUCUCCAAAAUGACUUCCAGAAUCGAUUUAAUGUCACCUCUGUUUUACCUUCAGUACCAAGGACAGACGUUGACCUGGGCCCAUGUGUUCUCUGGACUGCUGUCCUCACUGUCUGGUGCUCUUUACGCUGCUGCAAUUCUCCUCUAUGACAUUCAGUUGACUUCAGUUUCGAGAGUCCUGCCAUGGCUGCUCUCAGCAAUUUGCUGCUUCCUCCUGGAUCUUUUUGUAUCCUUGUAUAAUAAUAAUUAUAAUUGUAUAAUAAUCGUAUUAACCACAGGUUUUAUACGCCCUUCAUCUUAGCAUUUGCCACUGAGUUAAGAGUAAUGCCAAGUAAGAUGAGACGAACUUAGAUAAGAACUUUAUUGAUCCCUGAAGGGAAAUUCAAGUAGCAAACAACCCAAAUUUCACAAUAGCAGAGAAGCUGAAGAAAAUGUUGAUAAAAAUAGAUUUUGACGUCAUGUUAUGUUAUGUUAUGAAACAUCUUCAAACUGAAACUGAUUUUGCAAUAAAUAAAUGACAUAACUGGAAAAAGACAGGCCUUUUCAGAGAAGCUAAAUGUCAGACAUGCAGGCGGCAAGAGGUUCCUUUGAAAUCUGUGAGAAGAAACAGUUUUGUAAUUUCUGAGUAAUGUCCCACAGCAUAAAAUUAACAAGAAUUUUAGGAUUUCAUCAACAGCAGUUUAUAAUUUUAGAAGAUUCUGAGGAUCUGAAGAAAUCUCUGUACAAAGGAGACAAGGCUAAAAAUCAAUACUCAGUGGUCAUAAUUUGCGGACCCUCAAGCAGCACAGCAUUAUCAGCAAACAUGAGGAUGGAGUGGAAAUUGCUGCAAUGGUUCAUUAUUAUCUCAAAAACCAUCGUCGUUUGGCCGAGUUUGUCUCUGAAUCCACAAAUCAGUGUUUGUCAUACUUUUUGGAAACCAUGUCCACCACCAUGGCAUGUGUAGUGUACACAUUUUGGGAAGCAUCAUUAGUUCUAAACAAUAAAGCAACAUAUGCUACCAUACAUAUUCCUUUUUCAGGGAAGCCCUUAUUAAGUGCUGUAUGAAUAAAUAAAGUUUGAUUGAUAUAGUCCCAUAAGACAAUAACCUUAUCUCAUUCUGCGUGUACUUCAGCAGUAUGGCUUCUCAGAAGAAGAGUCAGAGCCAAAGUGGCCUGCCUGAAGUCCCAACAUGUCAUUUGUUGAAAACAUCACAAACCAAAAACUACGACAAAGGAGAGACUGACCAGUUGAGCAGCUUAAAUCCUGUUAAAACUACUCGGUCUCCUCUGGUCAUGAAUAUUUGUAGAUUUUGAUGUAGGAGGAGGCGACACAAUGGCAAACAUGACACGUUUUGCAACUUUUUAAAAUGUCUGAGUUAAAUAUGCUGUUGGUAAAAAAAAAAAAAAAAUUUAAUUUGAUCAGUUUUCAACCAAAUUAUCCCGGCUGAAAAUGUUAACCUUAACUCAAAAUCAUUAGAUUUUAGUCAUCUGUUGGAACAAGAGAGGAGCAAGACGGCAGGUAGCAAGUUUCUCUCCAGAUACAGAAUUCCUUUUAGGCUGUCCAGACCUCAACACUGUGGACGACACUGUCAUGAAGAAACACAGAAAACCACAAGUGAAGUCAUCAGCGCAAACAAAAGUAAGCCCUUCUCUCGUUCUUGGUCCUCAUUUCCCCAGUCUGGUCCCCCCUGUGUUUGAGACUUUCACCUGCUUUGCAACUUAAAUCAUUAUCUUAUCUGCAUGUUGGAGCCAAGAUGUGCCGAACACUGAAAAGAAGGCUGAGUUUGUGAGGAAUGACAGAGAAUUUUUUUAUGAAAUAGAUUCUAAUGAUGAUUUUCCUCCUUAAAGACAAAAACUGUCCCGAAGACGACCGAGAUGGACCGUUAUCUUGAUGUCAGUGCUCAACCUGCUAACAAGGUAAGGACAGAAUUGUUCUGAUAUCAACAAUGCAUUAUUUGGUUCAUAUAUGGAAACAUCGAUCAGUGUUUAUUUUCAUAGUUAACUAUAAUUGUUGUUGUUUCCAAUAUGCCCACAGGUGGAAACACUGUCCAAGGAGGAGAAAAUGAACCAGCCUCUGGUACAGGUGAUCCGAUUUAACAGUUUCUACUCCUCUGAUUCAUCAUUUGACUCUUCACUAGAAAGCUCAGAUCUGGAGGUGAGUUAGACGACUUAAAAAUGACACAGAAAAGAAUAAUGUUGACAGCUGACUUUGUUUAUGUGUACUUCUCAAGUCUGCCAUUAGGUGGAGACACCAUCUUUUAGUAUGGGAUUUAUGGUGUUGGUGCAUGACUGCUGUAAAGUCUAAAAAGCCAUUACAGGGUGUUUGAUUCUUGUGAGCCUUGUGUGAACUUGUGUGUUCACUUGAUGCCAGUGAAAUAGAUUUUCCCUGCAGAACAAAACAAAAACAAAAACAAAAAAGAUUCACAAUGAAGUGAAAGUUGAAGCUGAUAUUGUCAGAUGGAUGCUUCACAAACUGCUGCUUUUUCUAUAUAACUUUGAAUGCCUCUGUUUAAGUGUAAUAAACCUGGAGAACUAUUAGAUGAUGCACUGUCAUAUGGAGCCAGAAGUAAUUUGAGUACAUAUCUGGAGAGAGCUCAGUUCAAAUGCUGUUGUGGUUGUACCCAAAUAGUUUCAAUGUUGUAUCUUGAUUGAACUUAAUGUCAUAUUGUUCCUCUCUCAGUUCUUGAGCCUAAAAUUAUCUCUACAAAUAAUGUAUUAACCUCUGCGAUUACAGGACUAUUAUUACCUCACAUAAGAAACAGCAUUCAGGAGAACUCAGAAGAAGAAGUGACAGUCAGAACAGGAUUGAGCAAAACUUAGCUUGGUGCUUCUCACAUGUGACUUUCAGGGAAGUAAGUAAAGACAGCCAUAAGAGGUUUUUUGAGUAGACAGCAGUCAGCAUAUCCAUGUAGGAUUGAUGAGUCAAAUUCCUAAGAGAGCUGAAUGUGUGUGGGUGUGGGUGUGUACAUAAAGGCCUGUGGGUCAAAGAGGAUCGAGGGGAAUGCAGCUUUAUUUUGCAAUAGUGUCCAGAGUUAGAUAGUGGCUGCAUGGUGAUUACUAGACUUGUUUUAGAGAGCAGUUCACAUUUAUAUAAUCUCUCGUCUUUGAAAAGAAAGGGUUUAAGUUACAGGGAGAUUGAAAUUACAAGCCUCAUCAUUUUCAGGCCCUGAGGUUUACAGCCACAAGAGAAACUCCCUCUCUGACUUUCUGUGCUGCUAUAAAGUGAGCCAAGCUAAGUAAGGAGGAUGUCAUUUAAUGUGAAACAAAGGCAAAUGGUUCAUGCACUAACAAUUGCAGCUUGAUAAUGGUUACUAAACAGGAAAAAGCAAGUGACGCGAAUGCCCAAAGCACAGUAAGUUAGGAAGAGAGGGAAAGGCUUGAAAAAUGUUUCUGAUGUAUUUUGUUGUCUUCAAUAAAAUAUGAAAGUUGAUUCAGCUUUGUGAAAAUCUUAUCUUUACACUAACUGAUUUGAGGGUUUGUUAGCGCCUGAAUAUCUAAAUAAUAUAUAAUAUUCAGUAUUUAAGUCUGGGGUAAAUCUGUAAAUUCAAGUGUUAUUUCCAAAAAUAACACAACAAAGUCCUAAACAGGCCCCUUCUUAUAGCACUUUUCCACUUGAUUUAGAAAUAACAAAAGUUAUUCACUUGUUAAUCGGUAAAAAGAUUGUUUUCAUAAAGCCGACCCUGUGUCUAAUGUUUAAUUUUCAAUCCACAGAACUCUUGGCCUCUUACAGUCAAGUGUUACUUUUUAGCUGAUUGCAAAACUUUCCAUUCAUUAAGUCAGAGGAUGAUACCAAACUGUCAGGAGUAUUUGAAGGCCGGCUGAGGACAGAAAGGAGGAGUUUGUAUAGCUUCUGAGCAGUUUUACAAAUAAAGUAACAUUGGCUUUCUACAUGCCCACAAUCGCAGAGCAUGAUAAAACCACACAACAAUUUAUGGUGUGCCGCCUGCAUAAGCGGAGCAGUCUAAGCAGCCUGCGUCUUGAAUUGUCUAUUGUGCUGUGUGUUUGUGUGUGUGUACGUGUGUGUGUUUCUUGCACAUUUGUGCUGAGUGUCUGCCCUUUGUUGGGGUGAGACUGAGGUGGAGGUGAGGGAGGGAGGGAGGGGAUGCUGAGGGGUACAGUGAGGGGAGGAACUGUUUGAGAUUUGCCUUGUGGCCCAAUUGUUCUGCUGUAAGGGGUCUUUGAUUAAAGACCAGCACAGGGUUGGGUCUGUCUGCUUAGGAAGUAAAGCAAAAUGUUUGACUUGUGUAUAGGAGGCCCAUGCUACCCUCUGCUAUUUUGGGACAUGUUUAUGGUCCCCUGUGUGUUGCCUGCUGGCCAGAACCGAAGUCCAUGUGCAAACAAAUCCAAAAUCGUUUGCAUUCUUGAGGUCUUUGUCUUUCUCACAACAUGAACCAUAAUAGGUAGCUGUUUGAUCGAUUUCUUUAACACAUUACAGUAAUUAAACAGUGUUGACUGAUAAGAGGACGAGUAAAAGCUGACAGCAAAUGUGACGCAUGAAUGGAAUUUACAGCCUGGAUAUUUAGGUUAGGUAAAGCAACUGCAACCACCAUGUGAGAUGUAGUCAGGUGGACAAAACUCACACCUAUAUUAUUUAAAUAUUUAACUCAAAACAAAUUUGCCUAUAAGGCAUUAUGGACCCAAUAUUACUAUUAUACAAAUAUCAUAAAUUAUAAAUCAUUCAUUUCCAUUCUUUGUUUCAGGAGUAGCCAAUACAUUUGGAAUAUUGUCAACAUUUUUAUUGCUUCCAUAAUCCAACUCAAAAAGGUAAAGUUACAUAUACGUCACUGUAUAAUUGUUACAUGUCAAGUAAAAUGUUUUAAGCCUUUUGAUUUAGAUAAUUGUGGCUGAAAGUUUAUGAAAACUACAAAUCCAGUAUCUCUGAUUAUUAGACUUUCUUAUGAUCCAAUCUUCAACAGUGAAGUAUUUUCAUAUAUACUCUUAACUCUUGGUUGGGGCUCCUCUACCAAGAAUUAGAGCGUCAGUGUGGUGUGGCCAGUGGCACUGCUGAGAUUUUAUUGGAGUCCAGGUUUCUUAGUUAGCGACCUUUAGCUCCUCUGUGUUUUUGCACUGGGUGUUUCUCAUCAUCCGUUUGAAGGUAUAACAUAGAUUCUUUGUUGGGUUUAGGUCAGUUAGCCAGCGACAGGGGCACAUUAUAUCAAGGUUAGGAAACCAUUUGGUAAUUUUGGCACUGUGGGCAGGUGCUAAGUCUCACUUUGACUUUUAAGCAGAUGAAAGCGUGAGGUGCUCUAAAAUCUUCUGUAGAUGGCUGAAUUAAUAAAACACAGUGAACCAACACUAGCAGACGACAUGGCACUCCAUUCAAGAAACACUACAGAAACUUUACACUAGACUUCAAACAACUUGGAUUUGGUGUCUCAUCACUUGGAUUUGGACUUUCUUCCCUAUAUGAAGUGCAAACUUUGCUUUCAUUUGAAAAGAGACCUUUGGACCACUGAGUAUCAAUCCAGUUCUUGGUAGUAAAAAUGCAGUUAGAGUGUAGUGGCCUUUGAUGCAUUGACACCACUUUUUUUGAAGCUCUCAAAAGUACUUAAAUUAACAGGUCUUGGCAUCCUGUCAAGGCCAUGGUCAUCCAUUUUUUCUUUUGUACUUCUUUCUACCUCACUUUUCCUUCUGGUCCAUUUUCCAUUCAUAUGCUUCAAUAAAGCACUCUGUGUACCACCUGUCUUUUCAGCAAUGACCUUCUGAGGCUUGUCCUCCUUGUGAAAGGAGUCAGUGAUCAUCUUCUGGAUAAAUUUCAAGUCCGCUGUCUCCCCCAUGCAGCUGUGUGUACUGAACUUAACGGAGAGAUACAGUUUUCUUACUGUUUGAAUGGUGAUCUUAAAAUACUAAUCAAAAAAAUUAAAAAUAAAUAUGUCAUUAUUUUAGGUAUUUUGUAGCCUUAUGGCCAUAACGAUCUAAUAAUGAAAUAGGAAAAUUCUCUGAAGGUUUAUAUGUAAUGAAUCUAAAAUAUUUUAAAUAUAAACUGUCAUAAUCAUGUGGAAAAUGUUGGUUUUUUUUACAGUUUUUGUAUCUUUUUCUUUCCCAGUGGGAUUUUGAAGAAGCGAAUGCUCAGUGGGGUGAACCAACAGUUCAACUACAGGAGGAGGUGAAGUUUCCACUUCGGGAGUGGCCCAAACACCCCAAACCCUGUAAAUACUGCAUCUGUACCAUGUCCCGGCACCCACAGAAAACUCUGUCUGGUAAAAAUGAUAAUAACUGAUGUAAUCCACAAUUGGUGCAGUCAUUUGGAGGGAAAUAAAAA
Molecule: messenger RNA, 7673 nt
Organism: Xyrichtys novacula (pearly razorfish)
Lineage: Eukaryota; Metazoa; Chordata; Actinopteri; Labriformes; Labridae
Source: the annotation of a GenBank genome assembly